UCCGUGCCCGAGGUAACGACUACCGAAGUGUUGUCGGUAGUGGAGGCUGUGGCGAUUAACCAAGCUGAUCCAGAGCCAAUCAUAGCUGGGACCGAGAUGAUUACUACUGAGGUUGCUCAUGCCGAGGUGCCACCAGUUUCCCCGAAGUCGCUUGAGUUGGAGCAGCCAGAGAAGAGGAAGAAAAAGAAACUGGUGAAGAUGGCGGACGUCGGUGCUUCGUCCGGAGUAGAGAAAAGGUCUAAGAAAAAGCAUGACUCCGGUC
Striga hermonthica is the source of this 262-nucleotide messenger RNA. The record is from the annotation of a GenBank genome assembly. NCBI's taxonomy places the organism in Eukaryota, Viridiplantae, Streptophyta, Magnoliopsida, Lamiales, Orobanchaceae.